Pyricularia pennisetigena is the source of this 1122-nucleotide messenger RNA. RefSeq lists its product as uncharacterized. Gene Ontology annotation, biological process: translational initiation. Gene Ontology annotation, cellular component: cytosol. The record is from RefSeq and is a predicted model, not a curated record. The coding region runs from base 1 to 1122 and encodes 373 amino acids. Lineage: Eukaryota; Fungi; Ascomycota; Sordariomycetes; Magnaporthales; Pyriculariaceae. Gene Ontology annotation, molecular function: protein-folding chaperone binding. The transcript is spliced from 3 exons.
AUGGUCAAGGAGACGAAGCUUUACGAUGCACUGGGCAUUAAGCCCGAUGCGUCACAAGAUGAUAUCAAGAAGGGGUAUAGGAAACAAGCACUCAAGUGGCACCCCGACAAGAACAAGAACAAUGCAGAGGCGGCAGAGAAGUUCAAGGAGGUCUCUCAAGCAUAUGAGAUCCUCUCGGAUCCAGAAAAGCGCAAGACUUACGACCAAUAUGGACUUGAAUUCCUCCUCCGCGGAGGCGUGCCCAUGGAUACGGAAGGUGGUAACCCAUUUGCUGGCGGUGCUGGUGGCAUGCCUGGCGGCUUCCAGAGCUUCGGCUUUGGCGGUCCCGGCAGUGGUGGCACCUUCCGCUUUUCGACCAACGGCGGCACUGGCGGUUUCAGUUUCAGCAACCCGGAUUCCGUCUUUUCAGAUUUCUUCAGGCAGGCCGGUGGCGGCGGCGGCGGCGGCAUGGGUGGCUUCAACGCUGAAGACCUUGAAGACAUUCUCGGCGGCGGCGCUCGCUCCUCGAGGGGAGGUCCGCGCGUGCGGACUUCGUUUGGCGAUUCUGUGCCCGGUGGUGGUGCGAGGUCACAGAGGCAACCCACACCCGAGAUCACAACGGUCGAGCGUCCCCUGCCCGUGACGCUGGAGGAGAUGUACAAAGGCACGACCAAAAAGAUGAAGAUCAAGCGCAAGAUGUUUGACGACUCAGGAAAGCGUACCACGACUGACACGGUUCUCGAGGUCCCCAUCAAGCCUGGUUUGAAGAAGGGUAGCAAGAUCCGCUUCAAGGGGGUGGGCGACCAGGAGGAGGGUGGCCAGCAAGACCUGGUCUUUAUCGUGGAGGAGAAAAAACACGCGCUCUACACUCGUGAGGGUGAUGACGUCCUCCUUGAGGUCGACCUGGACCUCAAGGAGGCUCUGACGGGCUGGAAGCGCACAAUCACAACCAUCGACGGAAAACAGCUGCAAAUCGACAAGGCAGGGCCUACGCAGCCAGGUUCCCGCGAUACCUACCCUGGGCUCGGAAUGCCACUCUCCAAGAAGCCUGGCCAGAGGGGUAACUUUAUUGUUAAGUACAACGUGAAAUUCCCCACCUACUUGACACCCGAGCAGAAGUCAAAGCUGAAGGAGAUCUUAUGA